This is a messenger RNA of Pyrus x bretschneideri (Chinese white pear), 904 nucleotides long. Its product is annotated as chaperone protein dnaJ 11, chloroplastic. The record is from RefSeq and is a predicted model, not a curated record. Bases 32 to 499 code for a protein of 155 amino acids. Lineage: Eukaryota; Viridiplantae; Streptophyta; Magnoliopsida; Rosales; Rosaceae. The transcript has a single exon.
UUCCACAACACAUACCAAACCGCACAGUAUCAUGCUUUCUGCUUCGUCCUCCACCACAUUCCUCGCCGCUCCAAUUCUCUCCGCCGCAGCCUCUCCUAAAACGCCGACACGUGUACGAUUUCAGCCGAUUCGCGCCUUCGCCACCGGCUCCGCUUACGCUUUGCCUGAGGCCGAGACGGCGUCGUAUCUCCGCCCUCAAACAAUGACCUCGCUGUACGAAAUCCUCGGCAUCCCAGCCGUCGCCACGUGUCAGGAGAUCAAAUCAGCGUAUCGGAGACUGGCUCGGGUUUGCCACCCCGACGUGGCGGCGAUCGAGCGCAAGGACACGUCGGCCGACGAGUUCAUGAAGAUUCACGCUGCCUACUCCACGCUGUCGGAUCCCGACAAACGCGCCGAUUACGACCGGCAAUUUAUGCGGCGGAGCCGGCCGUUGUCGUCGGCGUCGGGAUAUUCGGGGUACUACACUCGCCGGAACUGGGAGACCGAUCAGUGCUGGUAGUGAGUUGACUGUCCUGCUGACGGAACGAUUCCGAAAUUAAAGCAACUAAUCCGCGAGAUCGUCUGUAAUUUUGUAAUUAUACGGAGGGUGGCAUAGCGCAAUCAGAGGCGUUGAUUAUUUUGAUCUUGAUGAUCUGGCCGUCUGUCUGUCGGGCAAGAAAACAAGAAAAAAGAAGUCGCGCCAAAAUUGUGGGAUGUGAAAAGAGUUGAAAAUGUUGUUUUGUGUUUUGAUAAUUACUAUAAUUAUGUAGCAUAAUUAGGGAUGCAACAUUUUUAAUAUUUGUAAAGUUGUGUUCUUGUCUUGGAUUAGUAUGACAUAAGUAGAGUAUAUAUGGUGAUUUACAUGUAGAGAUUGAAGCUCAGUAUUUUGAUGGGUAAUCAAUUUUUAAUACUCUAUUGGUAUUGA